AUGAGAUCUCUGUUCUUUGCGAUGCUGAGGUUGCUCUUAUCGUCUUCUCUUCCAAAGGCAAGCUCUUCGAAUAUUCCACCGACUCUUGCAUGGAAAGGAUACUUGAACGCUAUGAUCGCUAUCUAUAUUCAGACAAACAACUUGUUGGCCGAGAAAUUUCACAGAAUGAAUUUUAUGGGGGAAGAUCUGGAUUCGUUGAGCUUAAAGGAGCUUCAAAGCUUGGAGCAUCAGCUUGAUGCUGCUAUCAAGAGCAUUAGGUCAAGAAAGAACCAAGCUAUGUUCGAAUCCAUAUCUGCGCUUCAGAAGAAGGACAAGGCCUUGCAAGAUCACAAUAAUUCGCUUCUCAAAAAGAUCAAGGAGAGGGAGAAGAAAACAGGUCAGCAAGAAGGACAAUUAAUCCAAUGCUCCAACUCUUCUUCAGUUCUUCUUCCCCAAUACUGCGUGACCUCCUCCAGAGACGGCUUUGUGGAGAGAGUUGGGGGAGAGAACGGCAGUGCACCACCUUCGUUGGCCGAACCAAACUCUCUUCUUCCGGCUUGGAUGUUACGUCCUACCACGAAUGAGUAG
This is a messenger RNA of Arabis nemorensis, 567 nucleotides long. NCBI's taxonomy places the organism in Eukaryota, Viridiplantae, Streptophyta, Magnoliopsida, Brassicales, Brassicaceae. The record is from the annotation of a GenBank genome assembly.